Oncorhynchus nerka (sockeye salmon) is the source of this 2589-nucleotide messenger RNA. Its product is annotated as serine/threonine-protein phosphatase 2A 55 kDa regulatory subunit B beta isoform-like. NCBI's taxonomy places the organism in Eukaryota, Metazoa, Chordata, Actinopteri, Salmoniformes, Salmonidae. The transcript has 10 exons. Gene Ontology annotation, molecular function: protein binding; protein phosphatase regulator activity. The record is from RefSeq and is a predicted model, not a curated record. Gene Ontology annotation, cellular component: cytosol; protein phosphatase type 2A complex. Bases 490 to 1821 code for a protein of 443 amino acids.
UCUUGCCUGCUUCAACUCAUAUCCUCACCAGAUAAUAUUUACUAAGGACUGCUGUCUCAUUCACACACUCUCAUACCGGGAAAAGGCUAUUUCUUUGACCCAUUCCACUGCAUUCCACUGCACAGCAGAGGAGGCACGUUUUGAAGACAUUUUGAUCAUUUGAAACUACUUAGGUUAUUUUCGUAUUUUUUUAACGAGGCAAGACGGAGGCAACCACCACCCAUUCUGUCGAGGUUAAAUGCGCUAGAAUUACUAAAGACACACAUUUGUAAAGCACUGUCACAUCAUAGACUAAAACCUCCUAUUUGAAGCGCACUAAGACGUGGACGGGACUUGACAAUAUCGCUAUUUGAUCAUUCCGCUAUAUCUACCAGAGAGUUCGAGUCAAGAUGACAGCCCUCACGCUGGUCUUGCGGUCCGCCUGCUGCUGAGGGUAACGUCCAGGAUGUCUUUGAACGGUCUCAGGAUCCAGAACCAACCGAUUUAUCAAUGGAGGAGGAGAGUGACACCCGCAAGAUCAACAACAGCUUCCUACGCGACCACAACUAUGCUACUGAAGCUGACAUCAUCUCCACGGUGGAGUUUAACCCUUCGGGGGAGCUGCUGGCCACAGGGGACAAAGGAGGAAGAGUGGUGGUCUUCCAGAGAGAGCAGGAGACUAAAAGCGAGCCCCAGAGGCGAGGGGAGUAUAAUGUGUACAGUACGUUCCAGAGUCAUGAUCCAGAGUUUGACUACCUGAAGAGUCUGGAGAUCGAGGAGAAGAUCAACAAGAUCAGAUGGCUGCCACAGCAGAACGCUGCCUACUUCCUCCUCUCCACCAACGACAAGACAGUGAAGCUCUGGAAGAUCAGUGAGAGAGACAGACGACCAGAGGGAUACAACCUGAAGGAUGAAGACGGACGAAUCAGAGACCCAUCUACAAUCACCUCACUACGGGUUCCUGUCCUCCAGAACACAGAUCUGAUGGUGGAGGCGACAGCGCGGCGUGUGUUCAGUAACGCCCACACCUACCACAUCAACUCCAUCUCUGUGAACUCUGACCUCCAGACCUACAUCUCCACCGACGACCUCAGGGUCAACUUGUGGAACCUGGAGAUCACCGACCAGAGCUUCAACAUCGUGGACAUCAAGCCGUGUAACAUGGAGGAUCUGACAGAGGUGAUCACUGCAGCGGAGUUUCAUCCUCAGCAGUGUAACACCUUGGCUUACAGCAGCAGUAGAGGGUCAGUACGACUCUGUGACAUGAGGAAACAGGCGCUCUGCGACACACACUGCAAGUUCUUUGAGGAGCCAGAGGACCCCUCCACUCGUUCAUUUUUCUCAGAGAUCAUCUCUUCCAUCUCAGACAUCAAGUUUAGUCACAGCGGGCGCUUCUUGAUGACACGGGACUACCUGACGGUCAAGGUGUGGGACCUCAACAUGGAGACCAGACCGGUCCAGACAUACCAGGUCCAUGACUACCUGAGGGGUAAGCUGUGUUCUCUGUACGAGAACGACUGCAUCUUCGACAAGUUUGAGUGUGUCUGGAACGGGUCAGACAGUGUCAUAAUGACGGGGUCAUAUAAUAAUUUCUUCCGGAUGUUUGAUCGGAACACCAAGAAAGAUGUGACUCUGGAGGCUUCCAGAGAGAACAGCAAACCCCGGGCCAUCCUCAAACCACGCAAGGUGUGUGUGGGUGGGAAGCGUCGUAAAGACGAGGUGACUGUUGACAGUCUGGACUUCAGUAAGAAGAUCCUCCACUCCGCCUGGCACCCACAGGAAAACAUCAUCGCCGUGGCAGCCAGUAACAACCUCUACAUCUUCCAGGACAAGGUCACCUAGGCAGAAGAGGAAAAGGAUGGAGUGGAGAUAGAGAGGCGAGAGGAAUGGAGGGGAGAUAGAGAGACACAAGGAGAGGAAUGGAGGGGAGAUAGAGAGGCGAGAGGAAUGGAGGGGAGAUAGAGAGACACGAGGAGAGGAAUGGAGGGGAGAUAGAGAGACACGAGGAGAGGAAUGGAGGGGAGAUAGAGAGACACGAGGAGAGGAAUGGAGGGGAGAUAGAGAGACACGAGGAGAGGAAUGGAGGGGAGAUAGAGAGACACGAGGAGAGGAAUGGAGGGGAGAUAGAGAGACACGAGGAGAGGAAUGGAGGGGAGAUAGAGAGGCGAGAGGAAUGGAGGGGAGAUAGAGAGACACGAGGAGAGGAAUGGAGGGGAGAUAGAGAAACACGAGGAGAGGAAUGGAGGGGAGAUAGAGAGGCGAGAGGAAUGGAGGGGAGAUAGAGAGACACGAGGAGAGGAAUGGAGGGGAGAUAGAGAGACAAGAGGAGAGGGAUGGAGGGGAGAUAGAGAGACACAAGGAGAGGAAUGGAGGGGAGAUAGAGAGACAAGAGGAGACUAAUGGAGGGGAGAUAGAGAGACACGAGGAGAGGAAUGGAGGGGAGUUAGAGAGACAAGAGGAGAGGAAUGGAGGGGAGAUAGAGAGACACAAGGAGAGGAAUGGGGGGGAUAGAGAGACAAGAGGAGAGGAAUGGAGGGGAGAUAGAGAGACACGAGGAGAGGAAUGGAGGGGUUAGAGAGAUGAGGAGAGGAAUGGAGGGGUUAGAGAGAU